CCAGGCCCAAUACGUCAUCUGUCCUAAUCACGUCAAAUUUGAGAAAAACCGCGCUGCCGUCUCUGACUCUCCUUCUCCUUCUCCUUGCCAAAAACAUGGAGUAUACAAAUAAAUAAAUGUAGAAAGGUACCCCAUAUUUAUUGAAAUAUUAAAGUGGAUUUACAAAUCUACUCUACUUAUUAGUCAAUGAUGUUUUAUUUUCAUUUACUUUUCUCCAUUAUUCCUAAAAAAAAAUCUGAAAACAGGAGAGACAAAAAAAGAAAAGAGCAUUUGAAGUAGUAAUACUGUAAACUGCAAAGAUAGAGAAGAUGGUAGCAGAAACAGAAAACGUGGUGGUUUCAGUUGAUACAGGCCAUGCCCGGCUGAAUGAACUGGGUUACAAGCAAGAGUUGAAGCGUGAUCUCUCAGUGAUAUCAAACUUUGCGUUUUCGUUUUCAAUAAUAUCAGUGUUAACAGGAGUAACAACACUAUACAACAAUGGAUUACAGUUUGGAGGACCAACAGUGAUGAUAUAUGGUUGGUUUAUUGCUGGGUUUUUUACAAUGUUUGUUGGUUUAUCAAUGGCUGAGAUUUGUUCAUCUUAUCCAACUUCUGGUGGACUUUAUUAUUGGAGUGCUAAACUUGCUGGUCCUUCUUGGGCUCCCUUUGCCUCGUGGCUCACUGGAUGGUUCAACAUUGUUGGUCAGUGGGCUGUCACUACUAGUGUGGAUUUCUCUCUGGCACAACUGAUUCAAGUGAUCAUUCUACUUAGCACAGGUGGAAAAAAUGGUGGUGGUUAUGAGGCAUCCAAAUACGUCGUUAUUGGUUUCCACGGUGCAAUUUUACUUAUGCACGCUGCCUUGAACAGUCUACCUAUCUCAUGGUUGUCCUUCUUUGGACAGCUUGCUGCGGCAUGGAAUGUUGCAGGAGUGGUUAUCCUUAUGAUUGCCAUCCCCCUGGCUGCCAAGGAAAAGGCCAGUGCUGAGUUUGUUUUCACACACUUCAACACUGAUAAUGGUGAUGGUAUCAACAGUAGGGUUUACAUCUUCGUUAUCGGACUUCUCAUGAGCCAAUACACGCUCACUGGUUAUGAUGCAUCUGCUCACAUGACUGAGGAAACUAAGGAUGCAGAUAAGAAUGGACCUAGAGGAAUUAUUAGCGCCAUUGGUAUAUCAAUAAUCUUUGGUUGGGUUUACAUCCUUGGAAUCACCUUUGCUGUCACCGAUAUUCCUUACCUUUUAAGUAGCGAAAAUGAUGCUGGUGGUUAUGCCAUAGCUCAAGUAUUUUACCAAGCAUUUAAGAGUCGAUAUGGAAAUGGAAUUGGAGGAAUUAUUUGCUUGUGCAUUGUUGCUGUAGCCAUAUUUUUCUGUGGCAUGAGUUCAGUUACUAGCAAUUCCAGGAUGGCUUAUGCGUUCUCUAGAGAUGGUGCUAUGCCCUUUUCAUCAAUGUGGCAUAAAGUGAACAAGCAGGAGGUUCCUAUCAAUGCAGUGUGGAUGUCUGCUUUCAUCUCCUUCUUCAUGGCAUUAACGUCUCUUGGAAGCUUGGUGGCAUUUGAAGCGAUGGUAUCAAUAGCGACUAUUGGAUUGUACAUAGCUUAUGCGUUACCCAUCUUGUUCAGAGUCACCUUGGCUCGCAAUUCUUUUAUCCCAGGGCCUUUCAAUUUAGGGAGAUAUGGGAUACUUGUUGGUUGGAUCGCUGUUUUAUGGGUAAUCACCAUUUCUAUCAUGUUCUCUUUGCCUGUUGCCUAUCCCAUUAGCACAGAGACACUCAAUUAUACACCUGUGGCUGUGGGUGGUUUGUUGAUCCUCACGGUUUCCGCUUGGAUUUUAAGAGCAAGACACUGGUUCAAAGGUCCUGUUACAAACAUACAUAAUUGAAUUCUCAUCAUAUUUUACUCUUUUUUUGGUACUUGAUAGUAUCACUUUAUGUCCAAGUAUCUAGCAUUUUCAUUUAUAAGCUCGAGUUUACCUCAUUUACAAUUUCUCUCCUUUUUUUUAGCCACUAUAUCAUUACUAAGUUGUAAAUACUCCUAAACUUGAAAGUCUACAAUUACACUGAAUCUUUUUUGGUUGCUUUUAUUA
Molecule: messenger RNA, 2060 nt
Organism: Beta vulgaris subsp. vulgaris (sugar beet)
Lineage: Eukaryota; Viridiplantae; Streptophyta; Magnoliopsida; Caryophyllales; Amaranthaceae
Product: amino-acid permease BAT1 homolog
Exons: 8
Coding region: 309-1856 (515 amino acids)
Biological process (GO): gamma-aminobutyric acid transport; transmembrane transport
Cellular component (GO): membrane
Molecular function (GO): L-glutamate transmembrane transporter activity; L-alanine transmembrane transporter activity; L-lysine transmembrane transporter activity
Source: RefSeq, a predicted model, not a curated record